This is a messenger RNA of Ilyonectria robusta, 3098 nucleotides long. RefSeq lists its product as uncharacterized. The record is from RefSeq and is a predicted model, not a curated record. NCBI's taxonomy places the organism in Eukaryota, Fungi, Ascomycota, Sordariomycetes, Hypocreales, Nectriaceae. The transcript has 7 exons. Gene Ontology annotation, molecular function: hexosyltransferase activity; UDP-glycosyltransferase activity. Gene Ontology annotation, biological process: carbohydrate metabolic process. The coding region runs from base 167 to 2842 and encodes 891 amino acids.
GGGACACAACGAGUAAUAUCUGAAUGAAUUCAUCGGUUUAUUCGUAUCCCCAUUCCCACGACUCCCCCCUCUCGUAUGCCAAGCCAAAUCGUCCGGGUUACUCUUUUCGCCGCAGCAAUUCCUGGAAUUUUACGGUAAGGCACCGGCUUUCCGUUCUCAGACAACCAUGGCUCUGGAGAGUAAAAGAAACGAGGCUCUUCACGAACUGGAGGGCUUAGAGGCAGUGGAAGAACUGCCUCGAUACGAAGAUGUCCUUGAUUCAAGUAGUGUACAGGGGAAUGUAGAAGUGGCAGAUGACGGUCGUGUCAAUGUGGACCCGGACUCAAGACUAUUUCGGACACUAUCACGGUUUGUUCCAGCCUCACCCACCACAGACGCCGAACGACCUGGCUCUUCUCAGUCAAGCCACCCUCCAGACUAUUCGGAAAGUAAACCAGAAUCUCCAACAGUGGAGCCGCGGCACUGGAACAUCCGACUCAACAUUGUCAUUCAAAUCGUUGGAAGUCGUGGGGAUGUUCAACCUUUCAUCGCACUGGGGAACGAAUUACAAAAGUCCGGUCAUAGAGUCCGCUUGGCAACACACAAUGUCUUCGAGCAGUUUGUGACUGAACAUGGCCUAGAAUUCUUCCCCAUUGGCGGCGACCCGUCAGAGCUUAUGGCCUAUAUGGUCAAGAACCCAGGAUUGAUCCCGAAUAUGAAGUCUCUUAAAGUCAAAGAGAUCAAGAGGAAGCGACAGAUGGUUGCAGAGAUGCUGAACGGGUGCUGGCGUUCGUGUUUGGAUCCUGACCCCAAGUCAAACAAACCAUUUGUGGCAGAUGCUAUCAUUGCGAAUCCACCAAGCUUUGCACACGUUCACUGCUCUCAGGCCCUUGGUAUUCCCGUGCACUUGAUGUUCACGAUGCCUUGGUCAAGUACCAGGUCAUUCCCACAUCCUCUAGCAAACUUGAAAAGGUCAAAGACGACUGCGGUGAGUGAAGGGACUUCUAAUUUUGUCUCAUACUCUAUGGUUGAAUGGAUGACCUGGCAAGGACUCGGAGAUGUUAUCAAUGAUUGGAGAAAAACGCUAGACUUGGAACCAGUGCCACUAUCAGAGGGCCCUGGUCUCGCAGAAACUCUGAGGAUUCCUUUCACAUACUGCUGGUCGCCCGCAUUGAUACCCAAGCCAACUGACUGGGAUAGUCACAUAGAUGUGUGCGGUUUCUUCUUCCGAGAACCCCCCUCGUACACACCUCCUCCUGAUCUGGUCACCUUUUUGGAUAAGGGUCCUGCACCAAUUUAUAUCGGGUUCGGUAGCGUCGUGAUUGAUGACCCAGGAAAGGUUACAAACAUCUUACUGUCUGCUAUCGAGUCUACUGGAGUACGUGCCAUUAUAUCGAGGGGCUGGAGCAAGCUCGGAGAAGCAGAAAACUCGAAUGAAAACAUCUACUACAGCGACGACUGCCCACACGAGUGGCUGUUCCAGCAUGUAGUAGCUGUCGUGCAUCAUGGUGGAGCGGGCACUACUGCCUGUGGCCUGAAGUUUGGACGACCUACGACCGUUGUUCCCUUCUUUGGAGAUCAACAGUUCUGGGGUGAUAUGGCUGCGGCGGCGAAUGCUGGACCUCGGCCAAUUCCUUACAAAACCCUUGAUAGCAAGAAACUUGCUGAAGCUAUUCUCUUCUGUCUAAAAGAGGAUGUAGUUGCAUCCGCAGGGAAGAUUGCUGCUAAAAUGGAAAAGGAAUGUGGCGUGAAGCGGGCCGCACAGUCCUUUCACGCAAACUUACCCAUGGUCGGCCUACCUUGCGAUAUUCUCAAGGAUCGUCCAGCAGUUUGGACUUAUGAACGCAAGGAUAAAGUUGUGAACCUCUCUGGCGUUGCCGCUGAGGUUUUGGUCGACCAUCUCAAAGUCGAUCGGAAGCAUCUCAAACUGCAUAGUUCUUUGGAAAUUCUCAUAGAGAAUCGACGAUGGGAUCCAUUUUCAGGCACAGCAUCGGCUGCAGUGGGAACAUAUUAUGGCAUGUUUUCUUCUGUUGCCGGUAUUAUUUCACGACCCAUCGAAGUGCAUCGUGCAGCAGUUUCCGCUAAGGAAGCUUCAAAGGCCGCCGACAACGUUGAUGAACCCACAUCAAGCCGUAACUCACUUUCCCCGACACCUUCCGCUGGAAGUUCGUCACGAUCGAUCCUGAGAUCGUUACGCAAAUCGUCAUCUACGGACAAUCACUCGUCGCACACUUCAGAUAGUGUUUCACUCGACGGUAGGACACACAAGAGCAGCUCGGUCUACGAUUCCAAAUUAGUGUCAUCGAUGACCCUUGCAUCUGCUUCUGGUGUCGGAGACUUCUUUAAAACCUACUCUAAGGGCGUCUUUGUCGACAUACCACUAGCCUUUGCAGAAGGAUCCCGAGCUCUUCCAAAGCUUUACGGCGAACAGGUGCGAGACUAUGGCAAGGUCACGGACUGGAAGUCUGGUCUGAUGGUGUCUGGCAAAAGUCUGGUUUUGGGCAUUGGGGAGGGCUUUGCUGACCUGGCAGUUAAACCAGUCCAGGGCGCCGUCAAAGACGGUGUGGUAGGAGGUGUUUUAGGAGUUGGGAAAGGCUUGAUAGGAUUCUCUACGAAAAUCUCUUCAGCCGCUUUCGGAAUCGUAGCAUAUCCCGGUCUUGGUUUUUACAAGAGCAUUCGCACCGCGGUGAAGACCAAGACACGGGCGUCAAUCAUGAACGCAAGACGGCAGGAAGCUUCUCAGUUAUUAAGCGACUCAAGAAAUUCCCAAGUCCUUGAUUUUCAGGAGGACGCUAUCAUUGACGCUUUCACGAAGGAAUUAAGUGUACAGCCAGCUACUACUCAAACUGCUUGGGGCAAGUGAGGGAAGACAACAUAUUGACAUUCACCAAACCAAAUUCCCUAGAUCUAGAUUUAUGCUUCUGUUAACCUCAAACGUCCUCUUGCCGUUGUUUUGUUCUCCUCUUCAUUGCUUCAAAAAUGGUGAAGUCGGAGUUUGCCCUCUGCUGCUUGUGGCAGAGGAUGUCUCGCAAAAUCUGUCGUACGUCAUGGGACAUGUUCAGUGAACCACGAAUAUAAAUGUUAGCAUCCUCAUCAACGAGGAGUUGCCCUAACAGCUC